AUGCCGCACACAAGUCAUAAGAAGAGGAGACAGCGCCAGGAGCCUCUCCCCCGCAACAAAAGAGGAGAAAUCGAGUCUGAAGACGGUUGGACUCGAAUUGCUCGAUCGGACAAAGCGUUCAGCAUCAACAGACGGCAUCCCGAGGCCGACACUGGAGGCAUGAUCUCCAGCCCCAACGACCCAGACUACGACCAGGAUCUGGAUGAAGGCUACACCCAGAUGACCUUUACUCCCACCCCAGCCGAGACACCAGCGGGCGCCUCUCUAGAGAAAGCUCUGAGCCACUACCAGAAGAGCGACAGUGCGUGGAAACAAUCCAACACAUGGGCCGAAUUGAAGCAGACAUUCGACACGCGAAUCUCCACCGAGCACCUCAACAUCACCAACUGCAUCUGCUUCGGCCUCAGCAGCCCGACCGGACUCACCGGCGCCGGUUUCGACCGGCGAGACAUCUCCAUGUACCAACUAGCGGCCUUCAAAUCCAUCAUCGACCUCCUGAGCUCGCAGCAAGCCCAGCCUCCCGCAGCAUUCGCCCAGGAACCGCAAUUCAACACGCUCGACCACCAACUCCUCGCCCACCUCGACAUCCAAGCCGUCCACCACCCGGCAGCAUUCCACCUCAUCACCGCCCAGUCCUUCACCUUCUGCCCCGGCGCCGAGCACCGCGAAUGGGUCCCCAACGACCUGCCAGGCGCGGAGCGUGCGGAGCUGAUGGAGCGCAUCAGACGUGACGCCGUCAGGGGAGCAGGCAUAUUCCAUCGCUUCAAGAAGGGGAAGCAGUCGUUCCGGCUGCCGGAUUUCGGGCACGAGUACGCGCUCUACAAUGUGUAUCUGUUUUGGAGGUCUUCGAGUGCCGAAGGAGAAGAAGAGGGGGAGGAGGUUUGA
This is a messenger RNA of Endocarpon pusillum Z07020, 885 nucleotides long. RefSeq lists its product as uncharacterized. The coding region runs from base 1 to 885 and encodes 294 amino acids. The transcript is spliced from 2 exons. NCBI's taxonomy places the organism in Eukaryota, Fungi, Ascomycota, Eurotiomycetes, Verrucariales, Verrucariaceae. The record is from RefSeq and is a predicted model, not a curated record.